UGGAUCUAAUUUCCUACAAAGUUUGCUCUCUGGUAAAAAAAAUCUUGGUUGUUGAUGACAAUAUGGUAAACAGACGAGUUGCUGCAGGUGCAUUAAAGAAGUUUAGAGCUGAUGUAGUGUGUGUUGACAGUGGCAAAGCUGCAUUGGAUUUGCUUCAAAUACCACACAAUUUUGAUGCUUGUUUCAUGGAUAUUCAAAUGCCUGAAAUGGAUGGCUUUGAGGCAACUCGUAGGAUUCAACAGAUGGAGAGGAAGCCAAAUGGGGACAUAAAUGGGGGACUCGAAGGAGUUGCGAGAAAGGGUGAGUGGCAUGUGCCAGUAUUAGCUAUGACCGCUGAUGUUAUUCAUGCUACUUAUGAUGAGUGCGUUAAAUGUGGUAUGGAUGGAUAUGUCUCAAAGCCAUUUGAGGAAGAGAAUUUGUAUCAAGCCGUGGCGAAGUUCUUCAAAUCUAAACCAGACUCUUAGUUCUCCUUUUGCUUCACAAAAGCUGCAAAUUGCAUAUCUGCAGGCCUCUUAUUUGUUAGAGCAUCACCAGCACUUUUUCAAUUUUGCCGGGGCCUGGUUUCAUCUAGAGAAGAGCAACAGUUGAUCCUGGAGUUUUGAUGACUUCUAAUGCUUGAAGUCAAUACAGGUUCGAGAAGUCGUUUCUAACCAACUUUAUAACUUGAUUAUUCCCACAUCCACUUAAAUGUAUACUAGACAAACCUCCCUUCCCACUUGUAUGUAUAGAAUCAUUAGAAUUGAAGGAGAAGGAGCAAAAUGUGUAAAUCAUAUGUUUUUGCAUGCCUCCUUGGAAUCUUUCGUUUAGGAAGUGGCCGGUAUCAAUACAUUGAUUUGUAUCAUUCUAUAGUAGAACAAAUUUAAUGUUUAAAAAAGAAAUCGUUACGUGAAGUUG
Argentina anserina (silverweed cinquefoil) is the source of this 894-nucleotide messenger RNA. Its product is annotated as histidine kinase 4-like. NCBI's taxonomy places the organism in Eukaryota, Viridiplantae, Streptophyta, Magnoliopsida, Rosales, Rosaceae. The record is from RefSeq and is a predicted model, not a curated record. The transcript has a single exon. The coding region runs from base 63 to 464 and encodes 133 amino acids. Gene Ontology annotation, biological process: phosphorelay signal transduction system.